Schistocerca americana (American grasshopper) is the source of this 864-nucleotide messenger RNA. RefSeq names its product probable cytochrome P450 6a13. The transcript has 6 exons. NCBI's taxonomy places the organism in Eukaryota, Metazoa, Arthropoda, Insecta, Orthoptera, Acrididae. The coding region runs from base 1 to 864 and encodes 287 amino acids. The record is from RefSeq and is a predicted model, not a curated record. Gene Ontology annotation, molecular function: iron ion binding; heme binding; oxidoreductase activity, acting on paired donors, with incorporation or reduction of molecular oxygen.
AUGCUGAGAUUUUUCAGAACUCUGUGGUUGGAGACAGUGCGGGACCCGGUGCUGGCGCGCCGGCUGCUGGGCCCCGACUUCGUGAGCUUCUCGUCGCGCGGCGUGCCCUGGGACGCGCGCGGCGACCCGCUGGCCGCGCACCUGCUCACCAUGGACGGCCCCGCGUGGGCGGCGCUGCGCCGCAAGCUGGCGCUGCAGUCCGGCGCCGGCUCGGCGGACCUGGAGGCCAGGGAGCUGGCCGCCCACUACGCCACCGACGUCAUCGGCCGCGUCGCCUUCGCCCUGGACUUCGGCUCCCUGCGGGGGCGCGGCGCCGCUGACGCCGACGUCGACUCCUCGCAGCGCUUCGGCGUCAUGGCGCGGCGCGUAAUCCGGCCCACUCCUUCGGCCGUGCUCAGGAGGUUUGCAAGGCUGCUGCUCCCGGAGUGGUUCUACCGGCGCCUGAAGGUGCGCUCUGUGCCACAGGACGUGGCGGACUUCUUCUGUGAGGUGGUGCGUCUCUCGAUGGACGAGCGCGAGCAGUCUGGCGUGGCGCGGAAGGACUUUCUGCAGACGCUGCUCGACCUGAGGAGCGAGGGGCGGAGGGACGGCGACAACUCCCUGGGCGGCAUCGAGCUGACGGAGGCGGUGGUGGCGGCGCAGGCGGUGGCGUUCUUCGCGGCGGGCCUCGAGACGACGGCCAGUGCCGUCUGCCUGUGCCUGCUGGAGCUGGCCCACGCCCCGGACAUCCAGCAGCAGGCCUUCCUGGAGCUGGAGAAGGCCGGGGUGCAGGACCCGCCUGCCUACGAGGAGCUCCAGGGACUGCCCUUUUUGGAUGCCAUCGUUGCCGGUACAUUGUCUGAGCCACUUUAUCAUUGUACUUAA